UCAUUUCAAUUUAAAUUUUAUUGAGUGAUAAGUCGAGAAGAAAUAAAAAAAUGAAAGUUUUCGUGACAAUUUUAUUCUUGGUCAUCACAGGAUCAUUUGUGAAGAGUGAUAGAGCAGAGGACGACAGUAAUGCAUGCAUAGUAAGAAUGUUGCAAGAGAAAGGAUUAUUAGAUCAUGAUUUUCCACAUGAUGGUCAACCUAGAAUGUGCUUCUUAGUCCAAACUGUAGUUACGUCAUUAGAAAAUGGGUUCUACACAAAAUUUGAUGAAAAAGAGUCAAUUAAAGCAGACUGCGUCAAGACGGAGCUUAAGAAUAACAACUUCGUGUAUCGUGCAAUGAAAAAAGAAAUAAUUGAAUCGUCAAAGAUGCUUUCAAGGGAUGACAUCAAUAAAAUGCUCAAUGAGAACAAAGAGGACAUGAAAAAUGUUUUGAAUGAUGCAGCUAAAGAUUGUCAGAGUGAUCCAACAUGGGCAGGAAUUUUUGACGAGAUUUUGGACAUCACAAACACAUCAAAAACGGUUGUUGAGCAGAAUUAUUGUUCCUUGAAAACAUCAAUUGAUAAAAAACUAAUCAACAUUGGUGACUUUGACAUCAAUCCACACAAUAUUGAUACCAGUAAAAUUGAUUGCGAUAAAAUAAUCGAGGAACUUAAAACUGAAAUUGAUGAAAAACUUAGAAGUGAAUACAACAAAAAAGGACUUUCAAGGAGCAGUGUAGAAUGUGUAAUUAACAACUUCAGAAAUUCUCGUUUCUAUGAAAUUUCAAUUGCAAUUGGUGCAUUGGAGAAAAAUGACAUUGAUUCAGCUGUUCGUGCUGAAAACAAGGAGAAACUUACACCUCAGCUUCAAUCUGGCAUCGCUGGAUUAUUUUCAUGCUUUUUUGGUUGAUAAUCAUCGUUCUUAGUUGAUCCAUAUAGCUGCAUUUGUUGCGCGGGAUCGUAAAUAUUUCAUUUAUUCAGAAUCAAGCAAAUGAAAAUAAAAAAUAAAAAUAAUUUGAUUCUUAU
Molecule: messenger RNA, 1003 nt
Organism: Chironomus riparius
Lineage: Eukaryota; Metazoa; Arthropoda; Insecta; Diptera; Chironomidae
Source: the annotation of a GenBank genome assembly